This is a messenger RNA of Gigantopelta aegis, 3018 nucleotides long. Its product is annotated as organic cation transporter protein-like. The transcript is spliced from 11 exons. Lineage: Eukaryota; Metazoa; Mollusca; Gastropoda; Neomphalida; Peltospiridae. The record is from RefSeq and is a predicted model, not a curated record. Gene Ontology annotation, biological process: transmembrane transport. The coding region runs from base 1 to 1899 and encodes 632 amino acids. Gene Ontology annotation, molecular function: transmembrane transporter activity.
AUGGAGUCUGUAGAAUACGUGGACGUGGACGAGGUAUGGAAGACACUGGGCAGGUUCGGACGAUACCAGUUGGUGCAGCUGUUUAUUCUGAUUCUAGCGGGGAUUCCUAUGGCGUUCCACGUCCUCUCCGUCGUCUUCAUAGGAAACUUCUUAAAGUUGCCCUCAAGAAUGCCUCCCGGCAGUGAGCUGGUGUCCGAGGUGUCCCCGACCAAGUAUCGAGCAUACUGGCCCUUGAUCUUCGAGAUGGCGAGGCUCCAGGCGGCGUCCCUGCUCCGGGCGGCCGCGGAAGGCCGGGCCUUGGCUGGAAAACACAUGGAUCACAUUUGUAACUUUUCACCGGAAGUUGAUGACGACCACAAUACAUCUAUUGUCUUGGACUCGUGCACGAUCCAAAUCGUAAACAAUACUUCAACCGGAACUGACGUGGCAGAGUACGCAUGCCCAGAUGGUUAUAACUACACUGGUGACAGAUACACAUCAUUCGUUGCAGAGUGGGAUCUCGUGUGUGAGAAAGACACACUGGGCAAACUCUCGCAAACUCUCGUCAUGGUGGGCAUGUUCCUUGGAGCCUCUUUCCUGCCGGCACUCGGCGAUCGCUUCGGCAGAAAACGACUUCACGUCGGCGCCAACUUCAUGUUUUUUGUUGUUACUGUUUCAAUGGCGUUUGUUCCCAAUUUUAUUGGAUUUGCCGUCUUAAGAGUCUUUGUAGGGUUUUUUCAUCAGGGUUAUGUAAUAUCGCAGUACAUCAUGAUGAUUGAACUGUUUCCUGCACAACAGAAAGAGUUGAUUGGUUUCUCGGGUUCGUUGCUAUGGGGAUUAUCAGUCACCCUCAUCACUCCCAUUGCCUACUACAUGCAAAACUACAGCUGGCGAAGCAUGCAGCUCGUCUUUGGACUAUUUUCCGCAAUCAGCAUUGUCGAAUAUUUUAUACUUGACGAAUCUCUCCGGUGGCUAGUUGCGAACAAAAGGAUGAAGGAAGCCUUAAAAAUAGUCAAGAAAGCUUGCAAGAUGAACCACAAAGAUUUCGACAAGGCAUGGCAGACAAUAAAAGAGAGAUCUGACGCCAUGAAUGUAUUUAACGAAACUGAACUAAGGGAAAGGACAACAUUGCUCAACGAACCGGAAGUCACUUACGAAGUGAACAAGCCGAGACUAUUCCAGGUUUCUAAACAUGGCCAAAAAGAAGACACAAAAUCAUCAGAAGAAAAAAUGGAAGUUUCUUUCUUAGAUCUGCUGAAAAACCGGACAUUACGUCCCAUGGCCUUGAUUAUUUGCUACACAUGGUAUAUCAACGCUACGACUUACUACGGACUGACCCUGCUGUCCAGUAGACUGACCGGGGAUCCGUACGUUAAUUUCCUUCUUGGAGGGGUACUGGAAAUACCUGCCGAUAUCUUGAUGUGGAUUCUUUUAAAGAAAAUUGGUCGGAAGAAAACGUGUAUAUUCUUCCAUACAGGUGUGGGUUUGUCUCUGCUAAUAACUGUAUUGGUUGCGGCCUUGGCAGAGAAAAGCCACACCACUGGGAUAGUGCAGACAGUCUUCUCACUGGCUGGAAGGUUCUUUAUUUCCGCUUCCUUUAAUGCUAUAUGGAUAUACACUCCGGAACUGUUUCCAACAAACAUCAGGAAUAUUGGCGUUGGAAUGGGAUCCAGUGCAGCACGAAUAGGAGGUAUGGCCUCUCCCUUUUUCAGUUCAUUGGCUCAAGUGGCUAUUUGGGCACCAGGCGCCAUCUUGUCUGCAGCGUGUUUGUUAGUUCCGUUCCUCAUGACGUGUUUACCGGAGACUGCCGGACGAGAACUUCCGCAGACGAUCAGCGAAGUAUCAGAAUGGCGGAAACUGGACCUACUCCACAAGACGAAAGGAAAAACAACUGACGACAUUCAGUUUAAGAAAAUAUAGAAUCUCUAGAAUGUGCAGAUCUGGAGAAAUAGAUCUUUUGGGUGAUUAUUUGGAUUUUUAGAAGGUGGUGGAGUUGGAUCUUUCCAUAUUAAAACUUCUGUUAAAAUAAAAAACCCAAAACAAACCAUCCUAGUUGCUCAGUCUGUUGAUGGGAUCUGCGCCGUGUACGGAAUUUGACGGCUAUGUGAUGUGAAAUGCAGAAUUAUGUGUCUAAUAUUUGACAUACUUAACACAAAAAAAGAAGAUAAAUUAGUGGAUGGUAUCGAAACAGUAUAUUCUGCUCGACCAAUCCACGUUUGCUUGUGUAUUAAAAUUUUACGAGAAGCAUUACUUGUAUAUUAAGGACUGGGGGUAAUUUCACUAAAGAUCUUAAGUUUACGUCUGAAACCAGCAGUGAUACCAGGCAUACAUUUUCAAGUGAGUGGCAUCUAUUUCACGAAGAAAAUUACAUCAUUAAGGAAAACGGAGCAUUUUAAGGAUAAUAGAAAAUUAAAUAUAUGUUUUUCUAACUAUAUUUCUUGUACUAUAAAAGUAAUAAGAAUUGUGGUUUAGUCGUAGAUUUACGUUUACGUGCAAAACUAGGCUUACGAUAUUUACUGAAAUUGGGCCCUGGUCUGUGUGAUAUAACAUGUAAACAUUAAUUUGUAUGGGAAGCAUAUAGCCGACCUCUUGUGUAUAAUGGACGGGUCUACAUGUAUGUGAUAUAAUAUGUAUACAUUGACAUUUUACGAUAAGCAUAUAGACGACCCCAUGCAUUUUUGUUACAGGACGAAUAUAGCCAACCCCAUGUAUGUAAUGGACUGGUAUAUGUGAUAUAAUAUGUAAACAUUAAAUUUUACGGGAAGCAUAUAUCCCACCCCUUGUAAGUAAUGGACUGGUCUAUGUAAUAUAAAAUGUACCCAUUCAAAUUUUACGAGACGCACAUCGCCGACCCAUUGUAAUGGACUGACCCAUGUGAUAUAAUAUGUACACAUUAAAAGUUUACGAGAAGGUUGCAUAGUAUCAAACACGAGAGUUCCGUGUCAAAGUUCGAUGUGCACCGUCAAAUAUUUACGGAGUAAAAGCAGCUGUGGGUGUGAUUGGUAGUAAUAUGUGACAUUGAUUAUUUAGGCAAAUACU